This is a messenger RNA of Gastrolobium bilobum, 1253 nucleotides long. Its product is annotated as trihelix transcription factor GT-1-like. The coding region runs from base 89 to 1153 and encodes 354 amino acids. The transcript has 5 exons. The record is from RefSeq and is a predicted model, not a curated record. NCBI's taxonomy places the organism in Eukaryota, Viridiplantae, Streptophyta, Magnoliopsida, Fabales, Fabaceae.
AAAAAUUUGACAUUGAAAUUGUGAAUUGAAAUCAAAUAAUGAAGAUGUGAGAAAAAGCGCGGGGCAUAGUGUAAUAGAUUUUGUAAAGAUGAUGAUGACGAUGAUGGGAGUGUGUGAGAGUAGCGGCGGUGAGGAAGAGAUAAGGGCGACGAAGAAAAGAGCGGAGACAUGGGUGCAGGAAGAGACGCACACUCUCAUUGGCCUCCGUCGUGAGAUGGACGCGCUUUUCAACGCUUCCAAGUCCAACAAGCACCUUUGGGAACACAUUUCAUGCAAGAUGCGCGACAAGGGUUUCGAUCGAUCCCCGACCAUGUGCACCGACAAGUGGAGGAACCUCCUCAAGGAGUUUAAGAAAGCCAAACACCAUGACUCCGACACCGACAUUCUCGGAAAUGGUUCCGCCAAGAUGUCUUGUUAUUACAACGACAUUGACGACAUACUCAGCGAGAGGACCAAGUCCCUUCACUACAACACCAAACUUGAUUCUUUUUUGCACUUCCCAGAUAAAGCUAUUGAGGAUACCAGCCUCUCUUUUGGGCCUGUUCAAGCUACUGGAAGACCAACUCUCAACCUCGAGAGAAGUUUGGAUCAUGACAGACAUCCUCUUGACAUUACCACAGCUGAUGCUGUCGCAGCUAGUGGGGUUCCUUCAUGGAAUUGGAGAGAAACUACUGUAAAUGGUGAGGAAGGUCAGUCUUGUUGCGGAAGGGUUAUAUCAGUCAAAUGGGGCGAUUAUACGAGAAAGAUAGGUAUUGAUGGUGCUUCAGAAGCCAUCAAGGAGGCAAUUAGGGCUGCUUUUAGGUUGAGGACGAAACGUACAUUUUGGUUGGAGGAUGAAGACCAGAUAAUCAGAAGUUUUGACCGUGACAUGCCUUUAGGAAAUUACACUCUUCACCUUGAUGAAGGAAUGACCAUUAAAGUAUGCCUCUAUGAUGAGCCUGACCAUAUCCCUGUGCAUACUGAAGAGAUCUUUUACACUGAAGAUGAUUAUCGUGAUUUUCUAACCCGCCGGGGUUGGACUUGUCUAAGGGAAUUUGAUGGCUAUAGAAAUGUUGAUAAUAUGGAUGAUCUUCGACCUGGUGCUAUAUACCGAGGGGAAAAUGGACGAGGCCGUGUGCUCCAAUCAGUUGCCUCGACAUCUACAUGUCUGUAAAUAUGAUUUUGGCAAUGAGAUCAUAUUAUUUCUCUAGAUUUUUUAUAUAGUAUUGUGGUCAUAACAUUUUAUAUUUACUUCUAUGCAGUGUAUCGGGACA